UUUGAUGAACUCGGUCUCUCCGGCUGCUGUUGCUCUCGGAAGAGCCGUUCAGACUAGACACGCUGCUACCUCCUCCAACUCCUCCGACCCUACCAAGCUCCUCGCCCAGCAGCGUCUCAACCGCCCCGUCUCUCCCCACCUUAGCAUCUACCGUCCCCAGAUCACAUGGAUCGGCAGUAGUAUCCACCGUAUCACCGGUAUUGCGCUGUCCGGAAGUCUCUAUCUCUAUGCCUCUGCCUACCUCGCCUCUCCCAUGCUCGGUUGGGACCUGGGCUCUGCCUCCGCUGCCGCCGCUUUCGCCGCUCUCCCUGUUGUCGCCAAGGUUGCCCUGAAGACUACCAUGGCCCUGCCUUUCACCUACCACUGCAUGAACGGAGUGCGCCACCUGAUUUGGGAUACUGGUGCUGGUCUUACCAACACCCAGGUCAUCAAGUCCGGCUGGACUGUGGUUGGUCUGAGUACUCUUAGCGCUCUCAUUCUUGCUUUCCUGUGAACUAUUGUGACAUACCUCUGAUUCCUGUUGUGUUUUAAAAUUGUUUUCGUGCAAUAUAUUUUAUACCAGUCAAUUGACGACUGUUUUUGGAUUAAACUUCACAUGUUUCACCGCAAACUCUUGAGCUUCGUCUCACAGUCCUAGCCGUGGAGUUUUGUCGGCGUGUAGGGGAUAUUUGAAACAAAGACUAAUGCCUUAGCCGUGACCCCCUACAACUGCCUGGAGGGGAAGGCGGAGCGAUGGCCUUGAUUCCACGGAACGUACUUGUCGAUAGGUAUGUCCUAAAGCCAUGAUUUUGGAGAUCUACGCAAUCUUAGGUCAUGACUGGUAUGGCUCUCAUGCAGAAACUGGCCGUGUCAUUGUCUAGUGUGCAUUCUACUCCGUGAACUCCUCAAAUCAAAGGACAAUAAUAAAAGCAAUCCGCCACGCCUCUAUGUCCGUUUCCCCCAUGACUUUGGCUUGAGAGCCUGGCAGUUGACAUGUCUCAAGG
Aspergillus eucalypticola CBS 122712 is the source of this 983-nucleotide messenger RNA. RefSeq names its product succinate dehydrogenase cytochrome b560 subunit. Gene Ontology annotation, cellular component: membrane. NCBI's taxonomy places the organism in Eukaryota, Fungi, Ascomycota, Eurotiomycetes, Eurotiales, Aspergillaceae. The record is from RefSeq and is a predicted model, not a curated record. Gene Ontology annotation, molecular function: succinate dehydrogenase activity; electron transfer activity. Gene Ontology annotation, biological process: tricarboxylic acid cycle; mitochondrial electron transport, succinate to ubiquinone. The transcript has 2 exons. The coding region runs from base 5 to 493 and encodes 162 amino acids.